Messenger RNA from Prorocentrum cordatum, 1389 nucleotides. Lineage: Eukaryota; Dinophyceae; Prorocentrales; Prorocentraceae. The record is from the annotation of a GenBank genome assembly.
CCCCCCCUGAAUUCUAGGCCUCCUAAAUGGGGUCCGAGUAGAUGGGGUCGGAGGAUCGCUCCGUGACCUUGCCCCUGAGAUGUCCGAAGGGGUCUGGACGGGGGGGAGGGGUUGCGUUUGGGGGGUUCGGCCUUCCCUCCCCCCCCCGCCUCGAAGCGCAGCGCAGGCGUGGGCACCUGUGACUCAGAUCACCCCGACGUGGAGGCGACACCCCUGGAGGAGGGCGCACCCGUGCGCGCAGAGCCCGCGCGCGUGCGGCGCUCGUCUCGCGAGAGGGCGGGCGGAUCUGGACGUCCAGUCGCCCUUCAUCGAGGAGACUUUCCUCGGCCUGGACAAGGGUGGCGGGAAGGACGACGACCACAAAGGGAAGGGCAAAGACGACGGGGGCAAGGGCAAGCUCGCGGAUUUUUUCGGAAAGGGUAAGGGCAAGGACGGCAAGGACAAAGACAAAGACAAGGAUAAAGACAAGGACAAAGAUAAGGACAAGGACAAGGACAAAGACAAGGAUAAGGACAAAGAUAAGGACAAGGACAAGGACAAGGACAAACACGGCAAGGGCAAGGGCAAGGAUAAGGACAAGGACAGCAAGUCAAAGCCCAAGCGCGACAUUCGAGCUUAUGACAAGACCGACGAGGAGUUCUCCUGGUGGUUGUCCGAGAAGAUCAGCCCGAUGACAUACAAGACGCACAUACGCCAUGGUGUGAAGCUCUGGCAAGGUGGCAUGGAUGCCAUAGGCAAGGACGUCAAGAUGAUCAUUGUCACAAGAAACCCCAAGGACGCGGUGCUGUCGCUAUGGGACCACAUGAAGACAUACGAGGACUUAGAGAUGCCGUUGGACGAGUUUGUGAACUCCUUUCUCACUGAGGAUUUCAACCCAGUGGGUACAACAUCCGACAUGUGGCCUGGCAAUUUCUGGAGGUGGCACAGAGAGUGGUAUCCAGUAGCGCAGGAGAACGACGGCCGGACUGUGGCUGACCUUCGAGGACAUGAAGAAGGACCCCACCUCGGCGACGAGGCAGGUUGCGAACUUCUUGGGGAUCGAGGCUUCGGAGGAGCUGAUAGCCACCGUCACGGAGGAGUCCUCGUUCGGCAAGAUGAAGAAUAGAGAGGGGGUGCAAUUCACGGACCUCCUGAAGAAGGGCAUAUCCGGUGGAUGGCGGAGCAACAGCCCUGGGCCGGCACGCGCGGGGCUGCGAGGCCCGGGGGGGUCCCGCCCUGCCAGCCCCUCUCGCCGAGCGCGCUCCGCCACUGGCAGAGUGCCGAGGCGGGAAUCUAUCCAUGUCCACCGCCUGGAGGGUCAGUUUUCGGAGCCUCGGCAGGCGGUGGACAUGGACAGAUUCGGGCCCAUAGGGGCCGAAACAUUUAUCCAUAUCCACCGCCCGCUGGGCC